AAAUCCUAAUUCUAUUUUCAUCUCAACGUCACAGCCUCCACCCUCACAGACCGUCUUUGCAGUCACCAAAACUUGCUGUCUCACCGUCACCCUUGCUGCCGUCACCUCCGCCCUUGCUGUCGUCGCCGUCGCCCUUGUUGCAGUCGCCUCCGCAAGGCCAAAAUGGUCAGCAGACAAUCAGAUCUAUAUGCAACAGUUGUUCUUUAAUUUCAAUUUCUUGUUCUUUGCUUUGGAAGUGACUCCCAUGAUAGCAUCAAAACAAAGAAAGUCCCUGUUUCUCUCCAAAAAUACGAAAAAGAGAGAAAGAGCCUGUAUUACGAACCGUUAAGUUGAGCGAAAGGCAUCGUAUAUUAGGGUUUUGAUCAGAACUUGCAAUUAUGGAUCCUAGAUAUUCUGGGGAGACAUUGAAACAUUUGGAGAAGCAGAAUGAGUUGUUAAUGCACGCAUAUAAUUCAGUGUCUCAUGAAUUGCAUAAGCUUCAGGUUGAGGAAGAAAUGCUGAUGCGCAAAUUUUAUCAACUUAUGGCUGCACACGGUUUACCUAAAAAGAAUGAAGGCAAUGCCGAGAUGAAAGAUGGGAGGGGAGUUGGAGAUUCUACUGCUUUACUGACAAAUACCAGCGAUGAUUCCAUCAGUGGUGAAAAUGGGCAAGCAACUGCAUUAGUUCCUACUAGUAGCAAUGAACAAGAAUGAGGAUAUCAAUUUUGUAUUGAAUUUAUGACGAUCUUCUAUCUUUUAUUGUGGGCAUUUCUUCUUUCUUUUUUUUUAACAUCCUCUCUUUUCCUCCAAUACAACUGCAAAUUUUGUUGACUAAAAUGUUUGUUUGAUGCAAUAGUUUCAUCAAUUGUAAAUACUGUCUGCAGACUUCUUCAGAUAACAAGAUGUCUAUUCAGGUUGACGCUAUGUUGUUGCUUGAAUUUUAUCAGAUGAAAUUUGUUGAACUUGCCAGUGAAGAACUGAGUUGGCAGAAUAAGAUGUGAAUGUCCUUUGAUUUA
This is a messenger RNA of Ricinus communis (castor bean), 994 nucleotides long. RefSeq lists its product as uncharacterized. The record is from RefSeq and is a predicted model, not a curated record. Lineage: Eukaryota; Viridiplantae; Streptophyta; Magnoliopsida; Malpighiales; Euphorbiaceae. The coding region runs from base 378 to 692 and encodes 104 amino acids. The transcript is spliced from 5 exons.